This is a messenger RNA of Branchiostoma belcheri (Belcher's lancelet), 762 nucleotides long. Its product is annotated as collectin-10-like. The record is from RefSeq and is a predicted model, not a curated record. Lineage: Eukaryota; Metazoa; Chordata; Leptocardii; Amphioxiformes; Branchiostomatidae. The transcript has 3 exons. The coding region runs from base 1 to 615 and encodes 204 amino acids.
AUGGCGGGAAUGGAGGGCGGUCGGGAUCGGGUGAACCGUGGAGGUAGAAGAAGUUUGCUGACCAGUUCUGCCAGGAAGAGGAAGGAGAAGGGCAAGUUCAGAAUGUCAACGUCACACUUGCUACAGUCGUCAAAGGGAUUAAGAUUUAAGUUGUCCGAUAACUACCACUACAAUCACCAUCUUCAUGCAGGCAGUCUGGUGGACACUAGUCACUGGGAGGAACCGGUCAACCUGGAACCCAAUAAAUGUGAAGUAACAGGCUACGUCAGUUUGCUACAAUUAGACUUUGCUGAGCUAAAGACGUACGACGAGGCUAGACAGACGUGUGCCGCAGACGGGGGACUACUGGCCAUGCCGAGGGACAACGUGACCAACACCUUCAUCCACAACCUGGGAGGAGGAGCUGGAAUACGCUGGAUCGGGCUGACUGACCUCGGGAACGAAGGCCAGUUUGUGUAUGAAGACGGCCAAAAUCUUGCGUCAUCCGGCUAUUCUAACUGGCAUCCCGGUGAGCCGAACGACGCCCACAAGGGCGAACACUGUGUCAUGAUGUUUAAUUCCAUGCACGGCUGGAAUGACGCAAUUUGCAGUCUCGCCAGGGGAUUCAUCUGUUAGCUAGGUAUGUGUUACUAUUGCACACCCUAGCGUGUUUGUAAGGUGCAGUAAAUGUGAAAAUUUUAACUCUUGUGCAUUACUGUAGGGUGGAUAAUACUAUCUAGUAGAUAUCAUUCUUUUAACAGAAUUAAAACGGCGUUAAAUGUU